GGACAAGCCUUUGUGGCCGCUGGAAAGUUUCCUGGCCAAAACUUGGCGAUAUUCUAGCAUUUCCAGGUCUUACCAACACAACAGCGCUUGACUGUGCCUUAUCUUUGACUACCGCGGCUCUUCCACCGCCUUUCGUGUCACCCGUUGAACCAGAACCCGCCCUCCCGCUGUACCUGGACUAGACCCCGAGCUUGCCAGCCAUGUUGAUGGAUUGCUAAAGCGACCUUCUCUGCGCUUUGCUUGAACAACUCACCCUGCCGGUCUGACCGCCGAAGCGCACUCCCUUCAUACACAACGAGCUGGUAGAUUUGCCUCCAACUUAAAGCCAUAUUUCCAUACCCCCUAGCUCUGCCCCCGGGCAGCGAACAUAGUCAUGCCGAUUCUUCGACCCGGUAAACUGAAAUCGAUAAUAUCAGCCACGGGUGCGCUGUUACUCAUUUGCACCGUGUAUAUCUAUUGGGCCCCGCCUCCGGCUUCAGUAGUUCCUAGCACCGCCUUCGAAGUCCCUCUCGCAGAACGUCAAAAUGCUUUUUGGAAGGUCUUGAACCCGAUAUUGCAAGAACAUGCCCCAAAUACUCCUACUCCGAAGCGCCUGGCAGACGUGAGCGCAGUCCACUUCAACGCUACGACGACCGAUUCGCGACCUGAUCUGACAAUCAUAGAGGAUGGGGAUUUGCAGGCAAUGGAAGAGUCUCAUGCGGGAUAUAUUGAAGAAUGUCGCAAGGCUGAACGGUUGCGACCAGUACAUACACCGGGUACGCGUGGCAUAGUGUCCACGGCGGGGGCUUCCUAUUUCCCCGUGUUCUUGUCCUCUUUGCGAAUGCUUCGACGACUGGGGUCCACAUUGCCGGUGGAGGUGUAUAUGAAGGAUAAAAGUGAAUAUGAAAAACAGAUCUGCGAUGACAUCCUCCCGGAUUUGGGAGCGCGCUGUCUUGUCCUCUCGGACAUUGUUGGCAAGGGUGCCAUUGAGCAUUAUCAGCUCAAGAUUUUUGCGGUCUUAUUUUCCUCCUUCGAGGAGGUCAUCUGGAUGGACGCGGACUGCUUUCCGCUCCACAAGCCUGAAGUUUUGCUUGAGUCGGAACCAUUCACCUCCAAGGGGUUGGUCACAUGGCCGGACUUUUGGAUUUCCUCGGCGUCCCCGCUCUACUUCAAAAUCUCGCGGCAGGAAAUGCCAGCGCUGUCGGAGCGCGCGUCAUCGGAAGCGGGCGUCUUCUUGGUAUCGAAAAAGACACAUCAAAUGACUUUGCUUCUCGCUGCUUAUUACAACUAUUACGGCCCGUCGCACUAUUUCCGGCUAUUGUCGCAAGGCGCACCCGGCGAAGGCGAUAAGGAGACCUUCCUUCACGCUGCAUCUGCUGUCGGAGAACCUUUCUACGCUGUGAGCGAGCGGGUUCAGGCGGUCGGUCACACGAAGCCGGGUGGCAUUGCGGGCUCUGCGAUGGUGCAGACCGACCCAGCGGAGGAUUAUGCGUUGACCAGUGCGGGCAAAUGGCGCGUGCAAGAUGAGUCUGUGGCCAAGGCCCCACGUGCCUUUUUCAUCCACGCCAACUACCCCAAGUUCAAUCCUGGUGAAAAAGUAUUUGGCAUGAAUUGGGAGACCACCCCCACGCUCCGCCCUGAUGGCACGGACGGACGGGCAUGGCUCGUGGCAGAAUCUACCGUCCAGCGAUUUGGAUACGACGUUGAGAAAGCAUACUGGGAGGAGAUCAAAAACAUCAGUUGCGACCCUGCCAUUAGCUUCCGGACAUGGGAAAGGAAGGAUGAAGUUUGUGACAGAGUGGAGAGCUACUGGGCGAACGUUUUCGCCGAGCCGCAUGAUGACGACCCCAAGUUCACUGACGAAAGCUGAAAUUGGCCGUAUCGCACUGCGAUGCUGAGCCUUGAGACAUCACUGGGUAACCAUUUACGCCAUGCUGUUUAUGAUCGACACGGUUGCUUAUCAGCAAUAUUGUAUAUAUCCUUCUGUUCUUUUUCUGGUUACAUAUUCAUAUCAUUAGAUGUAUAAUAUUGGUGGAUGCGGCAUUUAGCAUCUUACCGUUUGUCUUGUUGGAUACCCUGGCGCUCCGCAACGAAUUACGUCCAUUUCCCAGUAACGACAUUCAACACACAUGAGCUAAUAUACUACAUCCCCUAAAAAGCACUUGAAG
Messenger RNA from Aspergillus welwitschiae, 2147 nucleotides. Its product is annotated as alpha-mannosyltransferase. Lineage: Eukaryota; Fungi; Ascomycota; Eurotiomycetes; Eurotiales; Aspergillaceae. Gene Ontology annotation, biological process: mannan biosynthetic process. Bases 374 to 1849 code for a protein of 491 amino acids. Gene Ontology annotation, molecular function: alpha-1,2-mannosyltransferase activity. The record is from RefSeq and is a predicted model, not a curated record. Gene Ontology annotation, cellular component: Golgi apparatus. The transcript has a single exon.